AUGGAAAACGAUCAACAAACACCAUACUCGAGAGAUGAAGUUAAGGAAGAGAUGAAGAACCGUUUAGAACCAGUUGUGAUUGAUCCGAAUCAAGAUUUAUCUGAUUCAUGUUGUGGUAUUUGUUCUAAGACUGCAUAUGAUUUUAAUGAGGAGGAUUAUGAUGAGGGUGAAGGAGAGGGUGAGUACAAGGAUGAAGGUGAGGGAAAGGGUGAGGGUGCGGUCGAGGACGAGAGUGUUGUCGAGGGAGAGGCUGAUCAGGGAGAAGGUGAAGGUGAAGGUGAGGUUGAAAAUGUUGAAGAUGAAGAUGCUGUUGAAGAUGUUGAAGGUGUGGGUGAGGGUGUGAGUGAUGGCGAAGUUGAAUAUGUUGAAGAUGAAGAUGAUGAUCAUCGUUUUAUCUCUACGCCCUUUUGUUCUCACAAGUUUUGUAAAAGUUGUUGGAGAGAGUAUCUGGAGAAAAAUUUCUACUCUCUAAAAGAAAAUCUAACCAUAAUCUCAUGUCCUAACCAAGAUUGUAGAGCUGCGGUAGAAAAACAAACGAUUGAGAAACUAGGCGUACAUGAUAUAGAGAUGUACGAGAAUUAUGUUAUGAAAUCUUAUCUCGAGAUCAAACAACUUCAUGUACCGAAGUACAAUUACGACACUGACCAUAUAUGA
Messenger RNA from Capsella rubella, 654 nucleotides. RefSeq lists its product as uncharacterized. Gene Ontology annotation, biological process: protein polyubiquitination; positive regulation of proteasomal ubiquitin-dependent protein catabolic process; ubiquitin-dependent protein catabolic process. Lineage: Eukaryota; Viridiplantae; Streptophyta; Magnoliopsida; Brassicales; Brassicaceae. The coding region runs from base 1 to 654 and encodes 217 amino acids. Gene Ontology annotation, cellular component: ubiquitin ligase complex; cytoplasm. The record is from RefSeq and is a predicted model, not a curated record. The transcript is spliced from 3 exons. Gene Ontology annotation, molecular function: ubiquitin protein ligase activity; ubiquitin conjugating enzyme binding.